AUUGUGAACCUAGACAAGCACACUUGAGAGCAGCUGUUCAGAUGAUCACACAUUCCAACUGACAGACUCCAUAAGUUGUUACCCAAGAACGCAGUCCCAGCAGUCAUCGGGCAGUAGGAUGAAUGCUUUUAGAAAUCCAGAUGAACCGGUUGCCAGCUGAUCGCAGGGCACACAAAGACAUCCGCACCCACACCUAGGGGCAAUUUGGAGUGCUCAAUCGGCCUACCAUGCGUGGUUUUGGGCUGUGGAAGCAAACCGGAGUGCCAGGAGAAAACCCAUGCGGCCACGGGGAGAACAUGCAAACUCCACACAGAGAGGGCUGGAGGUGGAAUCGAACCCGCAGCCUCCUAACUGUGAGGCGGACGUGCUAACGAAAUGAUGGAAGAAGAAUCCGCCAGCAAGCCGACCACACAGACCUUUGCUGUGGCUGACUAUGUAGUCUUUGCUUUGAUGCUCCUGGUCUCCAUGGCCAUAGGACUCUAUCAGGCUUUGAAGAAGCAGCCACACAAUGAUAGCACCGAUGACUUCUUCACUGGCGGUCGCAGUAUGUCAGCGGUGCCCGUCGGACUCUCCCUCUGUGCCUCCUUUAUGUCAGCGGUUCAGGUUUUAGGAGUUCCUUCAGAAACUUAUCGUUAUGGAUCCAAAUUCCUCUACAUGUGCCUUGGACAAACCAUCAACUCUGUGAUGACUGCUUACUUGUUCCUGCCGGUUUUCUUUCGGCUUGGAAUCACAAGCACCAAUCAGUAUCUGAAGAUGAGGUUCGGCAGACCAAUGCAGGUGCUGGGAAGUGUCCAGUUUCUUGUGGCGACAGUGCUGUACACAGGGGUAGUCAUUUUUGCACCAGCAUUGAUCCUCAACCAAGCAACUGGGCUCAAUAUGUGGAUGUCCCUGUUUUCUACCGGAAUUAUCUGCACCGUGUACACAACCCUGGGGGGCAUAAAAGCUGUGAUCUGGACAGAUGUGUUCCAGAUUGUUGUCAUGUUUUCUGGCUUUGUGGCAAUUUAUAUCCGUGGUAUCAUUCUGGUGGGUGGUCCUGCAGCAGUGCUGGAAAUUGCAAACAAUGGAUCACGGAUUAAUUUUAAUGCUUUUGACAUCGACCCACGACGACGUUACACCUUUUGGAGCUUGACUGUUGGGGCUUCACUUUUGUGGCUAUCCAUGUAUGGAGUAAACCAAGCUCAAGUCCAACGUUACGUUUCCUGCAGAACCGGAAGAGAGGCCCAGCGGGCAAUAUUUGUCAAUCAAUUAGGUUUGACCCUAAUUGUGGGGAGUGCAGUUAUCUGCGGAAUCGUCAUGUUUGCUUAUUAUAUCAAAUGUGAUCCACUGAUUUCUGGCAGAGUGUCUUCUCCUGAUCUAUAUAUGCCAUACUUUGUGCUGGAUAUAUUCCAGAACCAUACAGGCUUUCCAGGUCUUUUCCUGGCCUGUGCAUACAGUGGCACUCUAAGCACAGUUUCCACAAGUAUCAAUGCAAUGGCUGCAGUCACAAUGGAGGACCUCUUUCAACAAUAUGUGCGCCACUUGAGCCAGAAGAAACAACUACUCAUUUCCAAAGGGCUGUCCUUUUUCUAUGGAGUUUCUUGUAUGAUCAUAGCUGUUCUAGCCUCAUUCAUGGACUGGGGAGUUCUUCAGGGGUCCUUUACAGUCAUGGGUGUGGUCAGUGGUCCAUUACUAGGUGUAUUCAUCUUGGGGAUGUUUUUUCCUGCCUCAAACAGAGUGGGAACAUACCUAGGAAUAGCAACUGGCUACUGUGUCUCGUUGUGGCUGGCCGUUGGUUCCACUCUUUACCCACCCAGUCCAAGGACCAUGGGCGUGCUGCCUAAUUAUGGAGACAAGUGUGAACCUGCAAACAUCACCCUGAAUGGCACUCAUCAUCAACAUGCGAUGUCAACCCUACCUCAAAACGACAACCCACAGGGCCUGCAUAACUUGUACUCCAUCUCCUAUCUUUAUUUUGGUGCCCUGGCAACAAGCUCAGUUGUACUAGUUGGGCUCCUCGUGAGCUAUGCGACAGGACCAACGAAGAGAGCCGAUAUCAAAGAGGGAUUAUUAUGGUGGGACUUGGGUAAGAAACAAGCAGUCAUCCAAUCACAGCAUGGGGGUAUGUGUACAGAAAGAGAGUGUGUGCCUAUGAUGGAGCUGCAACAAAGUGACGAAAACCCACAUAGAAGAAAUUGAAAACCUUAACAUUACGAAGUCCACUGUGCUGGAGCUGCAAGAAAAUGAUAAAAAACACAUAAAAGAAAUAGAAAACUAACACUACUAAGUCCAUUGUGCAAGUGUAAACAUAAGUUUUUAUCCCAAGAACAUACUGUAUAUAUAUAUGCAUUGUUUCAAAACUAAUUGCGUGUUUUCUAUUUUGCCUGAUGGGAUUCCGUAAUAUAAUUUAACAACCAAAUUCUUCUUUCAGUCAACUUCUGUAAUCAGUCACAGUGCAGACUCAACAAACAAUGUCCGUUUGCCUCUCUCUGUGCCAGCUUUAUGUCAGCUGUCAAGGUUUUGGAGUUCCAAUACAAAUUUCUAUAUUAGAACUGCCAAGUGCUUCAAGGAAGAUUAUUACUAGUGUAAAUGAGUCCAGUAUUUUUCUUGACAAAAUGUUGAAAGAAUGUUGGUUGUGAUCAAACCAAAUGAAUAUAAGAGGUGAUGAAUGAUUAGGAAUGUUGUAACUGUGGCCAGGCUAUCUAAUGUCACAAUAAAAAAUGAAAUUCGGCGGAGA
Molecule: messenger RNA, 2713 nt
Organism: Syngnathus typhle (broad-nosed pipefish)
Lineage: Eukaryota; Metazoa; Chordata; Actinopteri; Syngnathiformes; Syngnathidae
Gene: slc5a5
Product: solute carrier family 5 member 5
Exons: 17
Coding region: 376-2175 (599 amino acids)
Biological process (GO): iodide transmembrane transport; sodium ion transport
Cellular component (GO): membrane
Molecular function (GO): symporter activity
Source: RefSeq, a predicted model, not a curated record